Lachancea sp. 'fantastica' is the source of this 1467-nucleotide messenger RNA. Lineage: Eukaryota; Fungi; Ascomycota; Saccharomycetes; Saccharomycetales; Saccharomycetaceae. The record is from the annotation of a GenBank genome assembly.
AUGGACAUCAACUACAAGUUUCUCAUCACAAACUGUGUGACAAUGAGCAGCCUUAAACUCUUUAGACCACGUCGGGUCUUGUUCAGAGCCCUGGCAAGUUCCGUUGCCCCAAAAAAAACCGAUAUUUUUAUAGUAGGGGGAGGUCCUGCUGGCCUGACAUUGGCUGCUGCAAUAAGAACAUCGCCUCACUUGUCUGACCUGAACACUACCUUAGUGGAUGCUGGCGACUUAAAGAAAAUAACUCAGUUUCAUAGCAAGCCUCCAGAAAGCUUUUCUAAUAGGGUGAUCAGUCUGACUACUCAAUCAAAAAAGUUUCUCGAACAAAGGGUUGGCGUGCAACUUUUACAGGAUCGAUUGCAAGCGUUUGACGGAUUGUAUGUAUCCGAUGGGUGUACUGACGCUCAAUUGGAGCUUGAAAAAGACUCUAUGGGGUUCAUGAUCGAAAUAUUGAACAUUCAAAGCUCGCUGUUGGACCGGCUCUCUGGGUUGAAAGCCCCAACUCUGAAUAUAAUAGACCAGACCAAGGUAUUAGGAAUCGAAUAUAAAGACCCCACAGACCCACAAUCGUGGCUCAAGGUGUCACUGAGUAAUGGCGAUGUUUUCGAGACACGCCUGUUAGUCGGUUGCGACGGCUUUAAUUCGCCAGUCAGAAAGUUCUCGAAAAUUGAGUCUCGCGGAUGGUUCUACAACAGGUUUGGCGUUGUUGCGAAUUUGAAGCUCGAUUAUCCGCCUUUCAAAGUCAGGGGAUGGCAGAGAUUUUUGCCCACAGGGCCCAUCGCCCAUCUUCCCAUGCCAGGUGAUCAUGCAACGAUGGUGUGGAGCACCACAGAACCUCUCUCGAGGCUGCUACUUUCGAUCGAGCCACAACAAUUAACUCUACUUAUAAACGCUGCGUUUGUUCUCGAUGACGUUGACAUGCAAUAUUACUACAAGCAGCUUGAACAGGGUACCAUUACAACCCAUGAGCUUCAACAAGAUAUUGCCCAUCGCACGGAAUUGAAAUAUGCGAAGCUGGAAGACGAGUCACUAAUUGACGAAAUUUACCCUCCGAUUGUAAGUGAAGUCGAUGGUUCUUCCAGAGCUAGGUUCCCACUCAAGCUUUCACAUGCAGACUCCUACAUCACAGACAGAAUUGCACUAGUCGGUGAUGCUGCUCAUACUACACACCCACUGGCUGGACAAGGUCUCAACAUGGGCCAAGGAGAUGUCGAAUCUCUUGUCAAGGCUCUUGAAACUGCCUCUAAAAGGGGACUCGACCUCGGGUCUUUAUUGGCCUUGGAACCUUAUUGGGCAGAGCGUUACCCAUACAACAAUAUGCUACUUGGCGUGGUUGACAAACUUCACAAGCUUUACUCGACAGAUUUUGGACCCAUUGUCGCCGCAAGAAGUGUUGGCCUGAAAGUUCUACAGAAGCUACAACCAAUAAAGGACUUCAUGAUUCAAAGCGUCAGCGGCAAAGUGAAGUAA